Messenger RNA from Lachancea mirantina, 1860 nucleotides. Lineage: Eukaryota; Fungi; Ascomycota; Saccharomycetes; Saccharomycetales; Saccharomycetaceae. The record is from the annotation of a GenBank genome assembly.
AUGCAAGCAUGGAUGCACAAUUCUAGAUUAAAGAAGAGACGGAGAUACUCGAAACUCGGUUGUGUUGAAUGUAAGCGAAGAAAGGUCAAAUGCGAUGAAACUAAACCUGUCUGUUGGCAAUGCUCACAUCUUGAGAAAGAAUGUAAUUACAAAGGAAACAACAAACUAGCUGGUUUUAAAGAGUUUCGAAACUAUUCUUUUGACACAGAUUUGCCGACGAAAGGAUCUGAAACUGAAGCGGAAGAAAAAUUUGGAACCAUUACACCCCAGGAUCUGGAUCUCAUUAUGAAUGAGGCGUCGCUUCUGGCAAACGACAUUUUUAUCUCCAUGACAGACCCUUUGGUAAACGAACAGUUGCACGAGUUAAGUCCCUUGGAUAUUACCCAGGAGGAAUUUCAUAGAUUUGAUAAGUGGGCAACAAUUUCCACAGCGCUCCAAAAAGAAAGCCCGAUAGACCUUUACUACUUGAAGGUUUUUUAUAAUCAGGUUUCGUUCUGGUUGAUGCCUUUGGCCGUUUCUCCGGACGACAACAUAUGCAAUGAGAUCUUGUUUCAUCAAAUUACCACUGCAGCCGCCCCGAAUGGUUUUUCCACCUCUUAUCUGCAAAGUGCGAUGAUAUCGCUAGGAGCGAAAUUCAAAUUUAAUACCACUGGGCUUCCUGAGCAUAAUGUUAUCAGAAAGAGAUACCUCAAAAUAUCCUUUGCGCAACUUCACGAAGUUUUCAAGAGCCCGUCGCGAGACUCAUUGAUUGUUCAGAAGGUCGAAAGCUUGAUUCUUUGCGUACUUCUUUUCACGCUCGAUAGUUCGAGUUACAAAAGUCAAGAAUGGCAGAUGCAUUUGAAAGGAGCUAAAGAUCUAUUCUUGAAAUGCCAAGCUAUGGGCCUCGAUAACGAAUCGAGUGAGAUGCGAAGCAAGUCUUUAGCUCUUGCCAAAUCCUGGUUUUCUGCCAUAGAAGCAUCUGCGUCCGUGAGUCGAACCGGUAGUUUGAAAAGUGACGCUGAGAUUGAAGAAAUGUAUUCCUUGGGAGCUUAUGACAAACAUGCUGUUGUGCUGCAGGAAAUGGGGAUUUUAACCGCUGACGGGUUCAACGUGUUUCUAGGAUACUCUACAGAGGCAAUAUGUUUGUUGAAAGAAGUCAUCAAAUGCAAUAGUGAUAAGUCAUUUGUCGACAAAUACAAUGAUAAACUCUUACUUAUUUCGACUUUGGUUCAAGCUUCGCGUGAGUAUCAUUUUCUGCCCAACGAAUUUGGAGUUGUGACUGGAAUGGAAAAUGAUGCUCUCGAGGGAAAAAUGCAAAGCUCUUACAUUCGCGACGGCCCUAAAGCAUAUUCCGUCUUCGACACUGUUCAUCAGGCACAUGCGGAUGCCAUAUAUUUGAUUUACUUGAUCAGGAACGUGCAUCUUCCAAUCUCAUCUUCCAUAAUUCAAGGAAACUGCGAGCGCAUAAUCAGGAACAUAUCUUGGAUUUUCCGCUCAGACACAGAUGUUGAAAUGGCCAGCGGUGUCAUUAAAAAGGUCGCAGAUGGUGAAAUUACUGACUAUGCGGCCUUUCUUUCACUUCAGCCAGAUUUGAUAGACCGAUGCUUGAUUAAACCGAUUGUGAACGAUUUUCGUAUAAUGAUGAUUCAUCUUUCAGUUGUUCUUUGUGGACUUUAUUUCCGACCUGAUAAUAUGCGGGACCUUGCGUGUGUACGAACUCGAAUAUGUGCUUACUUUCAAUGUUUAGCUCAAAACCUUGGUGCUGACAGUGGCAAAGUGUCCCUAGAGUUUCUUUUCAAAAGAUGGCGGGUCAACGAAUUGUCUGAUGAGCAAGAACAAGACGACGAAUUCAAGGACUAUGAUGCACUCCCAUUUUCAUAG